This is a messenger RNA of Erpetoichthys calabaricus (reedfish), 1259 nucleotides long. RefSeq names its product ribosome production factor 2 homolog (gene rpf2). Gene Ontology annotation, biological process: ribosomal large subunit assembly; maturation of LSU-rRNA from tricistronic rRNA transcript (SSU-rRNA, 5.8S rRNA, LSU-rRNA). Gene Ontology annotation, cellular component: nucleolus. The transcript is spliced from 10 exons. Gene Ontology annotation, molecular function: rRNA binding. Lineage: Eukaryota; Metazoa; Chordata; Cladistia; Polypteriformes; Polypteridae. Bases 109 to 1026 code for a protein of 305 amino acids. The record is from RefSeq and is a predicted model, not a curated record.
UGUUAGUUCUAUAAUGCGUAUAACCCGGAAGGAGAAAUAUAAGAACUUCCUAAAUGGUGGAUCCACGUGUUGAGACUGUAGAAGAACAACAGUAGUCCGGGGGAAAAAAUGACACAAUUGGACGGGAUCGUAAAACCAAAAACAAAACGCUCAAAAAGAUUUCUCCAAAGCAGAGAGCCAAAGCUUGUUGAAAAUAUUAAAAAUGCCAUGCUUAUUAAGGGAGGAAAUACAAGCCAAGUGGUGACUCAGGCCCUAAAAGACAUUCAUUCCUUAAAGAAGCCAAAUGCAGUGUUAUACAAAAAAAAAAAUAUAACUAGGCCCUUUGAAGAUCAGACAUCUCUUGAAUUCUUUUCAAAGAAGUCUGAUUGCUCUUUGUUUGUGUUUGGAUCCCACAACAAGAAAAGGCCGAACAAUCUUGUUUUUGGUCGUAUGUUUGAUUUCCACGUUCUUGACAUGUUUGAGUUGGGAAUUGAAAACUAUCUCUCUUUGGAAGACUUCAAGAAUGCUAAAUUUCCUGAAGGAACAAAGCCAAUGCUGAUAUUUGCAGGAGAUCUAUUUGAUACUGACAAUGAGCACAGAAGAUUAAAAAGUCUGCUAGUAGAUUUCUUCAGAGGACCAACAGUGCCUUGUGUUCGUUUGUCUGGACUGGAGCACGUUUUGCACUUUACAGCACUGGAUGGAAAAAUCUUUUUAAGAAGUUAUAGGGUUUUGUUAAAGAAAUCAGGAUGUCGUACACCAAGGAUAGAGCUUGAAGAAAUUGGCCCAUCAUUUGACUUCAGUUUACGUCGUGUUCAUUUAGCAUCAGAUGAUUUAUAUAAGAAGGCACACAAACAACCUAAACAGCUGAAGCCAAAGAAGAAGAAGAAUAUUUCCCAUGAUGCCUUUGGAACAAAAUAUGGACGGUUACACAUGCAGAAACAGGAUCUGAGCAAAUUACAAACAAGAAAAAUGAAAGGAUUAAGAAAACGUCGUGGAGAAGUCACAGAAGAAGAGCAUGGCUCACCAAAAAAGGCAAAAUCAGACUAAAAACUGUUACUUUAAUGGGACUUUAUUGACGAGCAGUACUUUUUUUGCCUGCCAGUGAAUGGUGACAAAAAGAGGAUCAAAACGGCUUAGAUCACAGCCAACAAAAAUGUGCUUCUCCCAUCUGUUUUGAUUAUGGCGUGUCUAUGAUGAUGCUUUACGCUGAUAUGUAAAAACAACCAACAAAUGCUAUUUUCUAGAAUCCUAAUCUGAAAGAAAAUAAACAAUUUAUUUUA